UGAUUUCUCAUUGCGCAUGCGCUAACCCUGGUGCCCGGUGUCCGGUGUCAGACUGUCAGCAGCUGCUGAGACCAUGAACGGUUGGACCGGAUCGGUACUGACAGCCCCAGAGUAACGGUACAGACCCGGUAGUGAACCAGAACUGAGCCAGUACUGAAACUGCAACUGAAGCUAACGGAGCUAACGGAGCUAACGGAGCGUCAGCUGUUAGCUAACGGAGACUAACGGAGGCUAACGGAGCUAACCGCCGGGACACGCCGCUCUGACCCGGUUCGGUUUGAGCCGGGAUGCUGAUAGCAGCAGUCGGUCCUGGAACCGGUAACAGCUCCGGUAAGAAGCACCGACGGAGAGGCAAAAAACAUCGGAGAGUCCGGACUGACGAGAACCGGCCUGAUGACCUCUGUGACCUUCGGAGUUUAAACAGGAGUGCCCCCCCUACGUCGGUGCAGAGCUACCCCCAAACCACCAGGCUGCCCCCCAACAAUCCUCCAGAAACGCCAGGAAAUACGCAGACGCACACCGAAGACCAUGAAUCCACUACAGGACCCCAACAGAACCCCCACAGUGCCCCCGGGACCCCCUCACCACCUCCCCAGAGGCCUUUGAAGACCACCCCAGCUCUUCUGGAUGCAAUAGAUCUCCCUGAACCUCUAGAACGUAGCCUCCAGAUUUUCAGCCACUCACCACCUGCCCACAGUCCCAGCCAAUCACCGCCAACUGUUAACCAAAAUAUUACACAGAAUUCCUCCAGAUUGCCUCACAGAACUCUUUCUAACAGCCAAACAGAUCGCUUCAAAUCACCUCCAUCUACACCACACAAUGUUACCGAGAAUGCCUCUGAACUACAAUCACUUCCUUCCCACCUUCCUACCAGAGCUCCUCCCAGCCCUCACGUAAGCCCCUCCCAUCCCGACCCCUUCAUCCUGACCUCUGUGACAUUUACAUCCAGCGUCUCCUCCCAACUUUACCCCCCCAUCUGCUCCUCCUCCUCCUCCUCCUCCUCUGUCCUCCGCUCCCUCGACUCCUUCGCCCCCCACGCCGGUCUGCUGCCCAUGAUGUCAUCAGCCCCCCCUCAGCUGACCACACCCCCUCCGACUUUGAGCCCCCCCCCUCCUGAGUUAACCCCGCCCCCUGCACAGCUGCUGGGCUCUGACGAUGAAGAGCAGGAAGACCCCUCAGAUUACUGCAAAGGUGGUUACUACCCGGUGAAGAUCGGUGAUCUGUUUAACGGGAGGUACCACGUGGUCAGAAAACUGGGCUGGGGACAUUUCUCUACAGUGUGGCUCUGCUGGGACCUACAGAAGAAACGUUUUGUGGCGCUGAAGGUGGUAAAGAGUGCUCCACAUUACACUGAGACGGCUCUGGACGAGAUCAAACUGCUCCGAUGUGUGAGAGACAGCGACCCCUCUGACCCCUACAGAGAAACCAUCGUCCAACUGAUCGACGACUUCAAGAUCUCUGGAGUCAACGGAAUCCAUGUCUGUAUGGUUCUGGAGGUUUUGGGUCAUCAGCUGUUAAAAUGGAUCAUUAAGUCAAACUAUAUGGGACUUCCGCUGGUCAGUGUGAAGACCAUCAUCAGACAGGUGCUGCAGGGUCUGGACUACCUCCACACUAAGUGUAAGAUCAUCCACACCGACAUUAAGCCAGAGAACAUCCUAUUGGACGUUGACGAGGUUUACAUCAGGAAAUUGGCGGCUGAGGCGACCAUCUGGCAGAGAGCUGGAGCCCCGCCCCCUUCUGGGUCAUCAGUUAGCAUGGCUCCCAGGGAUGUACAGGUCGGUAAACUGUCUAAGAACAAGAAGAAGAAGUUGAAGAGGAAAGCAAAGCGUCAACAGAGACUGUUGGAGGAGAGACUGGUGGAUAUACAGAGGUUGGAGGAGGAAGACGGGAUGUUGUUGCAACCUGAGGACACAGACAGUAACUGCUCUUUGGUCGUCAACGGCAACACUUCCUGCUCCACAGCAAAUAGCAAAGCGAGCCCAGAGUCCACCUGCUCCUGGUUGGAGGAAAAGUGUAAUGGCCAGGCCCCUGGACGGUUCUCCAGCCCUGCCUCCGGACUGUCAGGGUUCUCCAGCUCUGUGUUGUCAGCAACGUCGGAGUCAGCACUUUCUACUCAGUCAGGAUACUCGAGUGGACGAGAUGUGUUCAGUGCCUCAGACUUCGUCCUCAGUCCUCUGGAUCCUCUCAAUGCUCACAAACUCAGAGUGAAGAUUGCUGAUCUGGGAAAUGCAUGCUGGGUGCACAAACACUUCACUGAAGACAUUCAGACCCGACAGUACCGAGCUCUGGAGGUUCUGAUUGGAGCAGAGUAUGGGCCCCCCGCCGACAUCUGGAGCACUGCCUGCAUGGCGUUUGAGUUGGCGACAGGAGAUUAUCUGUUUGAACCUCAUUCAGGAGAAGAUUACACCAGAGAUGAAGAUCACAUCGCUCACAUCAUCGAGCUGCUCGGCCCGAUCCCUCUGCCCUUCGCUCUGUCUGGCAGGUACUCCAGAGAGUACUUCAACAGGAGAGGUGAGCUACGGCACAUCUCCAGUCUAAAGCCGUGGGGUCUGUUCGAGGUUCUGUUGGAGAAGUACGAGUGGCCGUUGGAUCAGGCGGCUCAGUUCAGUGACUUCCUGUUGACCAUGUUGGAGCUGCAGCCGGACCGCAGAGCGACCGCAGCCCAGUGUCUGCAGCACGCCUGGCUCAACACAUAGACACUCACUAUGUACACUGAUAUACACACUGAUAUACACACACUUAUACAUACACUGACUGUUAGAAAUCACACACUAACGUACUACAUACUCAGUAUGUACUGCACACGUUGUACUAAAUGAAGUGUGCAGACUGUUCCUACUGGAGUUUGUAUCACAGGACUUUAUCACAACGCUGUGCAGAUUGAUUACGAGCUGCAAUAAAGAUCAAUAUUAACAUCAUAGAUAGAGCGGGUAGUAUAAUAAUAGCAUAUGUAUUAUUCUGUGCGGUUUAACCUACGACACAUUUAUUUUAAUUGUGAACUGUCUGUCUGUCCUUUGUAGCUAGCACCAGCGCACUAAUAUAUGAACUAUUAUCACUAUCUGCUCCACUGAGCUCAGCUAAUAAUCCACA
Molecule: messenger RNA, 3090 nt
Organism: Dicentrarchus labrax (European seabass)
Lineage: Eukaryota; Metazoa; Chordata; Actinopteri; Moronidae
Gene: srpk3
Product: SRSF protein kinase 3
Exons: 17
Coding region: 288-2696 (802 amino acids)
Biological process (GO): spliceosomal complex assembly; protein phosphorylation; regulation of mRNA processing
Molecular function (GO): protein kinase activity; ATP binding
Source: RefSeq, a predicted model, not a curated record